This is a messenger RNA of Owenia fusiformis, 1564 nucleotides long. The record is from the annotation of a GenBank genome assembly. NCBI's taxonomy places the organism in Eukaryota, Metazoa, Annelida, Polychaeta, Sabellida, Oweniidae.
UUGGAGAGCAAUUUUAAGCUCCAGUAAACUGUGAAUGAAGCUAUUUUUAUCCCUAUUGAAUUGUGAGGGAAUCAAGUUAGUGUUAGCCAGGGUAUUGAAACUGUCAAGACAAGGGAGCCAGGUUAGCUAACACUCGUGCAUGACAUGCCCAGGGAAGAAUAGGCAGAUAACUAAGCAAUGGAAGGGUGCUCUAACACAAUUACGGAGAAAAAGCAUAAAACAAAGAUGUCAUGACACAUUUGCUGCAACCUCGACAUGGCCGCCACAUGCCAAUUGGUACACACAAUUAGGGGCAACAAUUGGCCUUGUGACUUUCUUCUAUUUUCCAUCUUGGUGGACUGUAAACCAUACGAAACAGCUGUCAGAAGGAGAAACGAAAACCAUUGCUUGUGUAUAUCUCGCACAGACAGCCUUCAGAACAAUCAUAGAGUUCGGCUUCGGUGUCACACAGGUUGCCUUAUAUGGGUUCCAGAUCCCUAGUCAGUUCGUCUGUUCAGUGAACAAUGAAAGAAUACCAUGUGAUGUUCUCAAGGUCACCGGGAAAACUGCCAUCCUUGUUGCUAUGCUAAUUAUCUCCCUAGCCGUGGUGGUUUUGCAUGGGGUAGAGUCAAUUAAGGCAAUCAUAAUGUUUCGAAGAGGCAACAGUCAUAUACUCUUACCAAUUCUUGUGGAUCAUGGUUCAAUCUUACCUCGGGAAGUUGAUCAAGAUCAGAGGACAGCUGAUAGGGGACCAGUCCACCAGGAGAUAACUGAUACCAUAAGAAGUGUUCAACAAAAAAUUGGAUUAGUGUAUGCCACAAACUACUUCUAUGCAUACCUGAAGAUUGUCAUCCAACGAGGUUUAUGUCUAAGCUCAAAAUUGAAGGACACGAUUCAAGAAUAUAUUGAUAAAAAAGAUUUGAAACGAAGAAAAAUUAAAAUGGCUAAAAAGCUGUAUAUACUAGUUCCUGAUUCUGGAAGAUGUCCAAAAUUGAUGAGCGAAAAGGACCCCGAAAUGAGUGAAGCAUAUUUCUUCACGUUUAAAGCAAAUCGUGCAGGUUCGGCGAGGAUAUUCAGAAACACAGUGUGGAAAUUUAAGAUUGGAGACCAGGUUUAUCACGCCUUGGCUGAGUUUGCUACUAUCCUUCAUACGUUGUCAGAGUUGCCGGAAUUGACCAUGAACGACGAGGACAAGAAGAAUGAAACGAGAAAAUUUUACGAUGCUCUCAAACUUUAUAUUGAUAACACUUUCGGAGAGGAUGGUGAUGUUGUUGAACUAGUACAUAUCAACGAUUCAUCGCCAACGAUAUCUAAAGUCCUUAAAGAGAAAAUAGAUAAAGAGGUUGUUGACAUUGGGUCAGAUACCCCGCUGAUAUGAUAUUUCACCGCUGUAUAGUGGAAGCAUUCAUAUACUCAAAGAGCUUAAUGUUUUUUGGAUGGUUGGCCCUUUUAGCGCCCAAUUGCCUGGCCUAUUUGGCAGUAUUCACAAGUUCAUAUAUAUACAGGGUGUUCAAAAAAAACGCAACCCAAAGAAAUCGCUAUAUCUUGAAAAAUACUGGUUCAAUUAUGUUCAUAUUUUCAGGAA